Molecule: messenger RNA, 1422 nt
Organism: Cervus elaphus (red deer)
Lineage: Eukaryota; Metazoa; Chordata; Mammalia; Artiodactyla; Cervidae
Gene: AKAP14
Product: A-kinase anchoring protein 14
Exons: 6
Coding region: 79-714 (211 amino acids)
Cellular component (GO): cAMP-dependent protein kinase complex
Molecular function (GO): protein kinase A regulatory subunit binding
Source: RefSeq, a predicted model, not a curated record
GCCAGGGGAAAAGCUGCCCAGCAACUCUUUCUGUGGCUUCCCAGACCGCUGCUGUUUCAUACGAGGAUCCAGGAUAAAAUGAUCCGGUCACAGAGUGAAAAGAAGAUGAAUGUGACCAAAAAAGUCAAGUUUGAGAAGGAAGCAAAUGAGGAUAAAGGUUCCACAAGCCAGGCAAUGGCCAAAGACCCUCAAGACAUAACAGAAAUAGCUCUAACUUUAGCCAAGGAUGCCAUCACUGCUGCUAUCAAGUCUAUAGAAGAAGCUGAAAACCCCGUCAGAAAUAUCGACUGGAUCACCCACGGUGAAUUCACAGAAGAAAAGGGCCGUAAGCAAGUUGAAGAGUUUGUUUUGAAUUGGGAGUAUCAAGGCCGCUGGGAGCACUACACAGAGUUUUUAAGGAAGGAAGAUGUGUUUCACAGCUUCUACUACAUCUACUGUGUACGUUGGAGCAUCCCAACUGCUCGGAGACCCAUAGCCCAAAUCACUGCCAGUGUGUACUUCACCAUCAAGGUCAACAAAAACAAACCUCCGGAUACACCCAUUGAUGUCUCUUAUGUCUUUGAGGGCCAUUCAUUAAUUCACAGACCAGGAAUGAUUCGCUUUCGAGAAAAAUGGCUAAGGGACAUUAUUGAGGCCAAAUAUGUUUUAAUAAAUCCAAAUAUCUUCCAAUUCAACAGUAUUGGAAUCUUCCAGAAUAUUUUAGGAGAUUUCUAAUCAGAGAAUAUUAAAAAUAUGAUACUGUACAUCAAACCACAGAAUAUUUAUUGACUAAUAAAUUUGUGGCACACAAUCUAGCUGCAUUGUUUUUCUUUGCAUUCAUUUUCCAGUUGGCAACUUCCAUUACAUUAGUAGAGUAACCACUAAGUUGUCUUCUAUUUUCUAAAAGGUUUUGCCCAUCACUAUCUGUCUCUCUCAGUCUUACAGAUACAAAAGCUGAGUUUAGGGAGUAGAUUAAAUUCACCUGUCAGACCAAACUGAGCUUGGUCCUUGGCUCUUCGUUCCCCCAUCUGAGCCUGAGUCUCCGGCCUGAACAUACCUCUUUCAUGGGCACAACUGGGGAACAGAAAAAUGGCAACAGUUCUACAGCUCAUAAUAUAACCAGUCUGAAGGGUUUCCCUGCUCACAGUUCCCUUUAUUUAAUGCAAGUUAAGCCUCAAUGUUAAACAAUACAUUCUGAAACUCUGCAACUGGGCAUGCUGCCCACUGCAACUGUGAUGGCACUAGGGUGGCUUGAGGAUUGGCUUGAUGAAACAGGGAAGGUUCAAUCACCACCCUUACUAUUUCUGGCCUUCUUCCAUCCUCACACCAGAUCAUUUGUUCCUACCAUCCCUGUGAAGCUGUCUUGCCUGGCUGCAAGAUCUUAAAACACAAAAGACAAAAUUACGAGUGAUUACUUAUAGGUAUAUCAGAAUACAUAUUUAU